AUGGCUCCGCCUUCGGUCGCCGUUAAGCCACCACGACAGGGAAGCGGUGAGAAAGGGCUGCGCGACAAGGAGAAGGCCGCCGCCAAAACGGCCCCAGGCGGGUCCGCGAAAGCUGGCCAGGGGCCAAAGACAGGGGUUGCAGAGGCGUCAGCGGUUCCUCACCAGUCUCCCGCGGGUGCAUGCCAUCCGACCGGACCGUCUGCGGGGCGACCUGCCCACGUCCCGCGCCAUGCCGACGUACCGUCUGCCGACAAGCCCCCCCCUGCUGUCGACGUCCCAUCGGCCAGUAUGCCACGUGUAGUGCCGGUCGUCGCCGCCCGUACUCCUGCAGACCCAAAGUCUGCGUUGCUGCGCGCCCAGCUGGGCGCACUAGCGUCGACUGCGAGGACUCAGCAGGCUUCUGGCUCUGGCGCUAAGCCGUUGUCGGCGAAUGUCGCACCACCCACCCAUGUGGCAGCUGAUGUGGAGAAGGUGGCGGAGAAGGGCGUUCGUGCCGCGCUUGCCACCGGCGGCGGCGCCGUUGAGGAGGUCCCCGCAGACGCUGAUAUCGCUGCCAUACAAGCCCAUCUGGAAGCGGCCAAUCCCCGAACCCUGGCCAUCUCCGACACGACACAUGUGGAGCCUUCGGCGGGACUCGUCGGCAUCACGGCAGAGCCUAGUGCGACCGGUGAUGCGGUCGGUGAAGGAAAGUCGAAACGGAAGGGGAAGGCGGGCUCACAGAGGAUGACGCAGGAGAAGUCGGAGGUGAAGGCAGCGGAUAAACAGAAGGGGAUGGCGGCGGAGACGGCGGCGGACAAAGAUGGAGGCGGCAUUGCGGAGGUUGAAGGGAAAGAGGAGAAUCAGGAUAAGUCGCCCGGCGAGGGUACGUCGACGGGGAGGAAGGGGAAGGACAAGUCGGUCGGAGAAGAAGAGGAGGAGGAGGAGGAGGAGGAGGAGGAGGAGGAGGAGGAGGAGGAGGAGGAGGAGGAGGAGGAGGGGAAGGUCAAGGAGAGGAGGGGUCAUGGCAUCCGACACGAUACCUCGGGCGACAAGCAAGGGUGGGUCGGCGAGAUUAAGGUGCACGGCAUCAAUCGAUACAUCGGCGGCAAGUCGCGGGACAAGAUGGAGCUCGCGUACGUUCACUCCAUCGCGUACGUCGUCUACGACGAUUUCGUGAGCAAGGUGCUCAUGACCGAGCUCACCGGCUUGGACAGCGCCGAAUUGGAGAGGUGGAAGGAGGUGCUGACUGAGAUCCUCGACGCGUAUCGCCAUUACAAGUCCACAGGCGAUGGUCUCCACGCCGCGCUCCUGCCAGCGAUAUGGUACCCAGUCGAUGCUAGCACCGAGGAAGGCCGGGAGAAGUCGGCGUCCAUGAUGUCGGCGAUGAUAGGCCGCGUGUCAAUGUGCGAUGCGUAUGGGAAGACCGCUGCGGCAGCGGCGAAGAAGGAGGGAGACAAGGAGGAGAAGACGGAUAUGGCGGCAUGGGCGUUAGCAGCAUCCGCAUGCGCUGUGUGGUGCUUCGUCGAGAGCGGCGAUGCCCAGCUGGCGGAUGCUGUGGAAGAAGGGAAGUCGGCGGCGAUCAUCGGCGGAGCGAGCCAGGCGACCGCCGAUGUAUUCGGAAAAGUCAUGGAGGCGGUGCUGAACGCCGAGAUGAAUAGGGACCGCCCCCUGGGAGAGGUUGCUUACAACGUCGCGCCAGCACUCCAGAGGACCGCCCUGCCGAUUGACGUGCAGAUGAAGGCCGAUCUUGACAACAGGGGGAGGAAGGGUCUGAGGGGCAAGAAGGGGACGAAGGCCAAGGGCGGCACGGGGAAGAAGGGCAAGAAGGUGAAGAAGGACAGCACGACGGCCUCGUCGAUGGCUUGCUAG
Molecule: messenger RNA, 1848 nt
Organism: Closterium sp. NIES-65
Lineage: Eukaryota; Viridiplantae; Streptophyta; Zygnematophyceae; Desmidiales; Closteriaceae
Source: the annotation of a GenBank genome assembly